AUGUCUGUGCCUGCUCUUGCUCUCUUUAUUAGAGCUUCUGAUGCUCUCAUAAGCUUUGAAGCUAAUAUGAACAGUCUUAGGGAAGAAAGACUCACUGUUUUUAGCUUAGAGGUUCAUUCCGAUGAAUUGAAGGUUUUAAUGAACGAGGUUAAGUCAACCUAUCAGACAUAUCUAGACUAUUUAGCUACUUCGGACACAACAGAACCUGAUGAUAUAGAUGUCGUAUCAUCAAAGUAUCAGGCGACUUAUAAUGCAUUCGUUAACUGUUUAUCGAAUAUUAAAGAACGAUUGCACACCUAUGCCCAAACUCAAAAGACUAGUGAUUCUCCAGUAGUUAGCCAGAACAAUACUGAAACUCACCAUAGUUUAGUAGUACCGCCCUGCGAUGUUGAGACCUUUGACGGAGAUUAUCUCUCUUGGCCCGCUUUUAGGGAUCUAUUUACUGUGUUAUACGUAAAUAAUACUCGUCUCACCAACAUAGAAAGGAUGUGUCAUCUUAUACGUAAGACUAGUGGUGAUGCAAAGGAAAUAGUAGCUAAAUAUCCUAUUUCGCAUUUAGGAUUUGACAUGGCGUGGAAUAGCCUUAGGGCUGCUUACGAAAAUCCACGUAUGUUGGUUAACAACCAACUUAAAUCUCUUUUUAAUCUUCCUAUUAUUGAAAAGGAAACUUCUGAAGGUCUCAAGACCAUACAAAGAGGUAUAAACAGUUGUCUUUCGGCCUUAUCAAUAUAUAAUGUUUCGACGGAAAAUUGGGAUCCGAUAAUUGUUUUCCUUUGUGUUCAACGACUACCCGAUAACUCUGUUACCUUAUGGGAACAAAGUAUAAAAGACAAAUUCGUAUUGUCUGUUUGGAAAGAUCUGGAUGCAUUUCUGACAGAAAGAAUUCAGACCUUAGAAUGUCUACGUGACAUUAGGGAAGUCCCACAAUCUAAAAAAUUAUCGACUCCAAAGGUGAAGGCGCACCAUGCCACUUCAUCUUCUUCCCUUUCUUGCAUUUUAUGCAAGAAUCAAAGCCAUUUUCUGCGGGAUUGUAAGAGAUUUAAAAAACUUUCGGUAAUGGACAGAUUCUCGGCUAUUAAGAAACAUCACUAUUGCAUUAAUUGUUUGUCACGAAAUCAUGAAGUGAAGGAUUGUAAGAGUCUGCAUUGUUGUUCUAUUUGUAAAAAGAAGCACAAUACUAUGUUACAUAGAAAUGUGCCUACUUCAGAGGAUUCAAAUGGAAGUUCUAGAACUUCUAAUUCGGGUCCGAGCACAAGUGCUAUAUCACAAGCUGCUCUAUCUAUACCCACAGAUUCUUCUCAAGUAGCAACAUCUAACAGCUCUAACACCUCAGCUCCUAUUAAUAGACAGGCGUUUUAUACUUCGCAAAACCAAACCGUAUUGUUAGGAACAGCGAUGGUGAAUAUUCAUCACCAGGGUAUGACGUACCCAGCUCGUGCUCUCAUUGACCCUGCUUCGGAAUCAUCGUUUAUUUCCGAAAGAGUACAGAAUCGUUUAAGAAUUUUGACGCAAUCGACGAAUGCUCAAAUAUCUGGUAUCAACCAGGCGAAUUCUGUAAUAUCAAGGAAAUCGUGUUCCAUUUAUAUUGGCACGCCCUUGGACUCUUCAAUUGUUUUGAGUACAGUAGCUCUCGUUUUGCCAACGAUCUCUGGUGAUUUACCCUCAUUUGUUAUAUCGAAUGAGUAUCGAAAUGAUUUGCCAAAUAUACGUUUGGCAGAUACUAACUUAUUUGAUUCUAAACCAGUAGAUCUACUCUUAGGGGCAGAUUUAUAUCCACGAAUUAUAAUGGGUUCAGUUAGAAAGGUUUUAGGGACAUUAGUGGCUCAGAAAACUAUUUUCGGCUGGAUUAUUACUGGUCCGGUUCCUCAGUCUUCAAUUCAGGUAUACAGCACUAGAGUUGAAUUUUCUGAAGAAGAUAAUAUAAAUAGUACCUUACUUAGAUUUUGGGAAAUAGAGGAACCUCCUAAACGGAAACUUAUGUCAGCACAUGAUCGUAUGUGUGAGGACAAUUAUAAGAAAACUACUCGUAGGGAUUAA
This is a messenger RNA of Lucilia sericata (common green bottle fly), 2037 nucleotides long. RefSeq lists its product as uncharacterized. The record is from RefSeq and is a predicted model, not a curated record. Lineage: Eukaryota; Metazoa; Arthropoda; Insecta; Diptera; Calliphoridae. The transcript has a single exon. The coding region runs from base 1 to 2037 and encodes 678 amino acids.